Cydia fagiglandana is the source of this 2270-nucleotide messenger RNA. RefSeq names its product flap endonuclease GEN (gene Gen). Lineage: Eukaryota; Metazoa; Arthropoda; Insecta; Lepidoptera; Tortricidae. Gene Ontology annotation, molecular function: four-way junction DNA binding; 5'-flap endonuclease activity. The transcript is spliced from 12 exons. The record is from RefSeq and is a predicted model, not a curated record.
AAGAUAUUCCUCUUUUGAGCGAAAUUUAAUGUUUUUGAGUGUAACUACUUUUAUUUAAGAAAUUGAAGGAAAUGGGAAUAAAAGGACUUUGGACUGUAUUAACCCCGUUCAGUGAAAAGAAAUCUCUUCAUGAGAUAAGAGGAGAGACGCUAGCUGUGGAUUUGGCAGGAUGGGUGUGUGACAGCCAAAAUGUUACAGAGUACCAUAUUCAGCCAAAGUUAUAUUUAAGGAAUUUGUUCUUCCGUACCAUAUACCUCCUCUUAGCUGAUGUAGAGCCGAUAUUUGUACUGGAUGGAGAUGCACCGGAGCUUAAACGAGAUGUGAUGGCAACUCGUAAUGCUAUUCAAUUCAGAGGAGCUGCUCCCAGAACUGAAACUGUGACUAACAAACAACCUGACAUUAGAAGAAAAAGAUUCAGUAAUGUCCUCAAAGAGUGUGAAACCCUUCUGAAGUCAAUGGGAGUUAGGUGCAUAAAAGGAAAAGGAGAGGCUGAGGCUACUUGUGCACAGCUAAAUGCUCAAGGUCUGGUAGACGCUGUAGUAUCCCAGGACUCGGAUUGUUUCGCGUACGGCGCGCGACGCGUGUAUCGAAACUUUAGCGUGUCGAGCGCGUCUGGCGGGGGCGCCAUGCAAGGCUCGAUCGACUGUUAUGACGCUGAGAAAAUGUUUCAGAGUAAUGGUUUCGGCCGCAACAAAAUGGUGGCUUUGGCUCUGUUAUGUGGAUGCGAUUACGGCCUCGGCGCGUGUGGGUCCUCGAUAACCACUGUAUUGUCCUAUCUACAUACUAUUUCUGACAAAGAUAUAAUAUCCAGGCUAGUCUCAUGGGUCAGUGACCCUGAGCAGUACGAGGAGAAAUCGCGCUGGGUGUCCGCUCCGGGCCGCUGCGACCGCUGCGGGCACGUGGGGCGCACGCACGCCAAGAACGGGUGCCCUGUGUGCGCGACCCAUCGCGGGUGUGAGGACAAGGGACACAAAUCGAAAGUAAACGCCGUAAAACGAGAGCUGGCGCUGCGCACACGGGCGCUUUCUUGCGGCAUGCCGUUUCCAGAGCCUAAAGUUAUGAAGGAGUUCCUAGAUUCUACUCAUGAAAAUUUAGACGUUGACACUCUGAAGAAACCUAUCCCGAGCCUGAUACAAUUUGUGAAACUUAUGUCGUCAAAACUGGAUUGGUCUGAAAAGUACAGCGUGCAAAAGUUUUUACCUCUUUUGACAAAAUGGCAUUUUCAAGACAACGUACCCCAAAAAACCCUUCAACCAGUUACAAUCAAGAAAAAACGAAACCCUAAAGGUGUGCCCAGUUACGAGGUCCAGUGGACUGAUAUAGACGGCCAGUACGAAGCCCUUAUUUCGGAUGAACAGUUUGAAGAAGAUGAAGAUAGAACUACUCCGUGGACGACAACGGAACGCCAAGACUUAUUACGGAAAUACUAUCCGGACUUAGUCGAAGCCUAUGAAGAAUCAAUUAAGAAGCCACAAAAGGAAAAGAAAUCAGGCCGUAGGAGGAAAAACGAUGUCGAGGAAGGCGAAAAGCCUAAGAGAAAGUAUAACCGAAAAGUGAAAAAAUUAAACGAAAAGCAAAUUGUUAAUCUCACCGACUCCAUAAGGAAUUGUGAUUUGACAAAUAAAACGCCCGGGUUGAAUUCCAGUAAGCUAUCUGUAAAGGUUGUUAAACUCAAAAGAAAAUUAAAAAGUAGUUCUAACAGUAAAGGACAAAGAACUCUUAAUAGUUUUAUUGCAAGUAAAAAAAGAAGAUGCUCCAAGAUGUCAAAUUCAUUAAGAAAAAGCUUUAAAAAUAUGUCGCUUAAGGAUGAGAACAAUAGCAAUAUGUUUAUUAAUCUUCAAGGCGUUGAGUCUUUGGUUAAAAAUAAAUCAAAACAUUUGCUCAAUAUUGUUAAAUCUGCCAGUGAAAGUGUCUACGGGAGUGAUUUGUCGGACAUAGUCGACGACAUAGUAGCCAAAGCGCCCGUUGUCAAGACCGCAAAGCUCGACCAGAACAUGGUUAAACUCAUUUUUAAUAAACAUUCUACGCCGAGAAAGUCAAUAUUUCGAAAUAGCGCUUUAAUAGAAUUAAACUAUAAUUGCUCAACGCCACAACGCAAUUCAAAUAAAGCCAAUUCCACAUCAGAAAUAAACGGUAACACGAAUACGAGUUAUUUCUUCGACAAGUUCUCGGAACACCGUGACGCCUUUGAAUUAUCUCUAGAAAAUCACGACUUUCAACAUUCCAUUAGCGCGGUAUACGGAGUCUGUGACUGAAUAAGAAUUACGUAG